Messenger RNA from Stereum hirsutum FP-91666 SS1, 801 nucleotides. RefSeq lists its product as uncharacterized. The record is from RefSeq and is a predicted model, not a curated record. The transcript has a single exon. The coding region runs from base 1 to 801 and encodes 266 amino acids. NCBI's taxonomy places the organism in Eukaryota, Fungi, Basidiomycota, Agaricomycetes, Russulales, Stereaceae.
AUGGCACCCCUCCCUAUCCAACAAGUCACGCCAUCCGAUAUCAUCAACACAAAUUCUGCGGCAGGACAAGCGUCGGAGUACUACCAGUCCCUGGAGGGUAGCUCCCUCUCCCAUACGCUACAAAUCGUCGGUGCCUGCAUCGCCGUACUCGUCGUCUCAACUACCGUCACCAUCAUCUUCGUCAAACAUGUCUACGCCAGACGGACGCGCAAGAAUCCAAAGCUCCGUCCUUUGCAGUUUCGCAAUUCAUCCGAUUUCGCCAUUUCCGAGAAAGCUGGCCCUCGCUCCGAAAGCCACGCCAACGCCAUCGAGAUUAGUGGUUGGCAGCGUUUCUGCAACGCGUUCAUGCUAUCGCCAACAGGCUCUACCUCCGGUCACGACAUCCCCGUACCGUCCGUCAUCGCUAAACCCGACGCCAUCCAAAAGCACCUAGACCGCAUCAAACACAAGAAGGGAUCGAGCGUACCCACGACCGAAGAGCCGUUCAUCGCGAUUACCCUACCUUCGACGCGAGGUCAUGACAUUGAAUACCUGCCAGACAAGAUGGCGCCAAUCAAUCUGAGGUUGCUGAAUGACAAGGGACUGUUUGAGAAGUCUGGGUGGGCAGGUGGAAAGGCGGGUGGGCGUAGGCAAGAAGUGGAGAGUACCGGACGAAGGAGGAUGUCUGAUCCUGGUAUGCCGACGAUCGGGGAGGGAGGAGCUGAGGAGGCCGAUAUUGGAGGUGAUAAUCUUGGAAGGACUAGGAGUGCUACGACCUGCGGCGCACCGGUCGUUGCCAAAGCCUCAGGGGCUUUGUUCUGA